UAUGUUACAAUGGUAAGCGUAUCGGAUAUUUUAAGAAGCCCCACUGUCGUCACAUUGGAAACAAAUCAAUACCUAGUCGAGAAAGUACCAUUUCCAGCGGUGUCUAUUUGCAGUGUCAACAAGUUGAGUCGAAGUGCAGUGAAUGCAUUUAUAGAGGAAAUACGUGAUCAGUUCGAUCCGCAGAUAACCCCAGAACUUUGGCUACAAAAAAUUAAAUUAUUAGCUGGCAUCUUCGACAGCGGCUCUGUAGAUUUUAAGGAAGCUGCUGAAUUUCAAAAGAACUUUCUGGAUAAACAAAAAUAUAAUAUAACAGAACUUUUAAAAAAGUUAGCUCCCAAUUGCGAUGACCUUAUUUUGAAGUGUCGUUGGGCAGGAAAAAUGCAGGAAUGCAGUGAACUUUUUGUUAAAAGUUUUACAGCGAAUGGAUAUUGCUGCACAUUCAAUUAUUUUCGUCCUGAUUCUGGCAAUGAAAC
Messenger RNA from Rhagoletis zephyria (snowberry fruit fly), 473 nucleotides. RefSeq names its product sodium channel protein Nach-like. Lineage: Eukaryota; Metazoa; Arthropoda; Insecta; Diptera; Tephritidae. Gene Ontology annotation, cellular component: plasma membrane. Gene Ontology annotation, biological process: sodium ion transmembrane transport. Gene Ontology annotation, molecular function: ligand-gated sodium channel activity. The record is from RefSeq and is a predicted model, not a curated record.